This is a messenger RNA of Seriola aureovittata, 3158 nucleotides long. RefSeq lists its product as uncharacterized. Bases 319 to 2076 code for a protein of 585 amino acids. Gene Ontology annotation, cellular component: cytoplasmic side of apical plasma membrane; cytoskeleton. Lineage: Eukaryota; Metazoa; Chordata; Actinopteri; Carangiformes; Carangidae. Gene Ontology annotation, biological process: positive regulation of hippo signaling. The transcript is spliced from 14 exons. The record is from RefSeq and is a predicted model, not a curated record.
UUCAGAGAGCUUGCACAGUGCAGAGGGGAUGUUGUUUUUCCAACAGCCAGCAGUGUGCUCAGAAGCAGGGAUUAUAACAGUCUUGGAGGGGAAUUAUGGCAUACAGAUGGCUGCUCUCAUGUGAUGCCAGGUUUCACCCUGGUCAGCAACAAGGGGGAUGUCUGAAGACGUCAGCCAGCACUGUUUGGGCUGAUAGUAAACAGAUAAAACAUGGAAAAGCUGCCUUGGAACAGAUAAAAAGUGAGGGAUAGAGAAAGCAAGAGAGGACUGGAGCAGUUUAACAGAGAGAGUACUUAUCACAGACAUUCAGAAGACAUUAUGUCCACCUCGAUAAAGCACGAGAGGACCAUUUGUGUUCUCCUCCCCAACAAAGACCAGCUGGACAUCACUGUCGGGCCAAAGUCCACAGGGCAGGAUGUUUUCAACCGUGUGACAGAGCUCCUUGGAGUCAAAGAGCUGCACUUCUUUGGCCUCACAGUGGUGAGGGAUAAUGAGCACAUAUUUUUAGAUAUGGAGGAGAAACUGACUAAGUACUUUCCUAAGGAAUGGAAGUCAGAUUCAGGAAAGGCAAUACAGAAGAGACCUUUGCCUCUAGUGCUCUGCCUCAAAGUGCAGUACUACAUAGAGAACGGCAGACUCCUUUGUGAACGAAAGUCACGACAUCUAUACUACUCUGAUGUGCGUGAGCGUGUGCUUCGCUCUGAAUGUCGCCAGCAAGAGGAGGUGUACUUCCAGCUGGCAGGUUACGCCUUGCAGGCUGACCUCGGUGACCACCCGCCGGCCAGAGAGUAUACGGAGAUCACCCCUUACUUUGAACCCAAGGAUUACUUUCCCCCUUGGAUUGUAGCUAAGCGUGGAGUGGACUACCUCCUCUGCCAUGGGCCCAAAGUGCAUCAGGAGCUGUGGGGCUUGUCUACGCGUGAUGCCAUCCUGCUCUUCAUCAGGGAGUCAAGUCGACUGGAGGAUGUACCUGUCUUGUUUUACAGACUGCAAAAGGACAAAAAGGAGGAGAGAGGAACAGCAUUGCUCGGUCUGACCCUGCGAGGAAUGCAGGUUUAUCAGGAGGUGAACAACAUGCGACAGCUGCUGUAUGACUUCCCCUGGUCAAAUGUGGGACGUCUCACCUUCCUGGGUAAGAAAUUCGAGAUCCAGCCAGAUGGCUUGCCGUCAGCUAGGAAGCUGGUUUACUACACCGGAUCAUCGUUCCGCUCUCGCCACCUCCUCCUGCACCUGAGCAGCAGCCAUCGCCUCUACCUCAGCCUCCAGCCUGCCCUCAAACACCUACGCCAGCUGGAGGAGAGUGAAGAGAAAAAGCGUUACAGAGAGUCAUACAUCAGUGAUGACCUGGACUUGGACCCCCCAGGCAGUGAGAGCAGCCCUGGUCUGUCUCGACAUUCGACCAGCAGCUCUGGGAUCGAAGCCGAUGCCCGCCAGCACAGCAUCUCCACAGAGAUGGCCUCCAUGGACGAGGAAGGUCAGCAGCAAGGAGAGAAGUGUUUCAGUUCAGCAGCCAGCCGUGGCAGCUCCUGUACCUCUGGGUUUGACGCAGGCAGUAAGGCUCGAAUAGAAGAUGAGGACUGGCAAGAAGAAGAGCUUAAAAUCAAUGGUGGAAGUCCAAAGGAUGUUCUUGUGGAUGAUCCUGAUGAGAUGUUCCAGUUGGCUGAUCUUCUUGAAGGGGUGUCAGUGGAUUGUGCAGAACUCUCCUUAGACACUCAUUCAACAGAAAACAACACAUCUCCUCCAGACAGUGAUGAAUAUCUUGUGAACAAAGAUUUGUUAAAACAGAUGCUGAACUCGAGGGCACAUGUGUGUGUGGAUCGGCACAGCCACAGUCUAGAUGAUGUCCGUCUCUUCCCACCUACAGCACCCCUUGGGAUGACACUGCCACCUGAUUCCUCCCACAGCUAUACCUUUGGGCUCCCAGAUAUCUCAACAAACCCAAAGACCCCUGUUGAUCACAGUUAUUACCCCCUUUUGCACUGCCAAGGCAAACCUUCAUUCUAUGGCCGCAGGUCUACCAACAGCCUCUCCUUGGACAUGUUAGGUGAUGAACAGUUCCUGGAAUUCAUACUUUAAAUACGUCAAGUGUUAAUGUUCACAAAUGCACCGGUUCUCCUUCAUUUAUGGCACAACCUCACUCAUAGGUUGCCAACACAUGAAUGUCUGUGUUUUCUAUGUGAUGAUGAUGACAACGAGGGAUGUGUGUGCGUCAAAUUGCAGAGAGAUGUUACUAAAAAUGACGGGACCCCCCUCAUUUCUCUUAGAAAAGCUGUGGAUUAGAUGACAGAUCUAAUUCAGCAACAUUUCAAUCUUAAACAGAGCAUAUUUAUUAAUGUUGUAUUAUGUGUACACAAUACUUGCACUAUUUUAUUGCAUUUCAUCGCCUUUGAGCAAAAAUGUUUCUAAUCGAUUUUAUUGUCUUUUGUCAAGCUGAUGCUGUUAAAGACUUCUCUGAAAUGUCUGUUUAGGUUUAUGUUGAGAGCAUAACAUUUGACUGUAACAUGUUUUGAAAUUUUAAGGCAAUGCAGUCAUGUGCUGUGUUGACAUUCAUAAGAUGGGACUUAUGUUCCUUGCCAUAACCCUAUUUUUUUAUGUAAACACUUAUAUUUCUGUUUUAUCUCCAGAAGCCAUGGUGCUAAUGUUUGUGCUCCUUUACUUUUUUUAAAAUCAUAUUUUAUAAUGUACUCUAUUUUUGUAUAGUGUGCUCUGUCACAGCAAUGUAGCUGCCGGUGUGGAAAAGUGAACCUCCUUACAGUUGGUAAUGCAUUCAUCCAAAGCUUCGCCAUUCUAUACUCUACUCCUGCUUUUGUAAUUGCAACAUAAAAGUAUUAUUUGUAAAGCACUAUUUCUGUAACCAGUAAGUGUGUAAUGAAUCUGCAGUAUUUUUGUAUUAUGUAACCCCAAACAAAGAGCCUUUCUGUCAGUUUUUUCUGGCAUUAUUUUCACUGUUUUGUAAAUGAAAAUUAGUAUGCAAAAGAACUGAUGUCUUUAGCCAAUGUGAGCUCACUGGAAAAGAAUGUCAGUCCUUAAAUACAGAGGAACUUUCACUCAAUGCCAAUAGUGUAUGAAGUGAGUUUAAAAUCACAAUACUGAACAAUUCAUUUUUAUCUAAAGUGCUGUUUUUUUUUUUAUCAUAGUGAAAAUAAAUUCUUAAUUCC